Pecten maximus is the source of this 2360-nucleotide messenger RNA. RefSeq lists its product as uncharacterized. The transcript has 2 exons. NCBI's taxonomy places the organism in Eukaryota, Metazoa, Mollusca, Bivalvia, Pectinida, Pectinidae. The coding region runs from base 134 to 2179 and encodes 681 amino acids. The record is from RefSeq and is a predicted model, not a curated record.
CCGACAACUCCCACAACGAAGACAAACUUUCACGUCACCAUCAGGACUCUGAGAUUGUUUCAAAAUCUUCUGACAUUCUACAUCAACCCUUGGACCUCUGUUAGCUCAUUCAGGAUCUGUGAAUAAUAGCAAGAUGUCAGAUCAGGGUGAGCAGUACGUGCAUUCAUGGAUUCUGUACCACGUCCUCGACAGGUUUAUAGGGAGCCGUGAGCUUGUGGCCAUCAGGAGAAGAAUGGCAGUUUUAGGGGAACAUUUCAGCAAUCAACGUAAACUGCCUAUCCAACUGUUUUGUACAGGAAGUAGAGCCGAAGGAAUGGCAAUGCAAGGCUCGGAUACUGAUAUGAUGCAUACUGAGAUAGAUGCAAUAGUUUUGUGUCCAGAAAUGGACAGAUGUAUUCCUACGGACACCAAGAAUAAAACAGUUUUGAUAAUGAGGGACGCUGACAGUCGACCAGGUUAUGUAACCCUUGAGGUUGUUCAACUCGGUGAAAGGUAUCAAAAACACUUGAUCGAAUCUAUUGUUCCAGUUGGGGAUGCUUGUUUUAUAUCAAGUGAAUUAUACACAAGGUAUGGUAAUAAUUCAAUAAGGAAACAGUUUCAUUUACACACGGAAACGCAUGGCCCAGCUUCUAAUCUGGGCAAUGAACAUAGCAAUUUGAAUCUUGACUUUGAUUUUGUGAAAUCAUUUCGGUGUUAUGGUUGGCCCAAAGAUGCCGAUGAAUGGGUGACCAGACCCCGCCUUCAUAACUGGCCAGAUCAAGCUUUGAGAGAUCAAAUUGUACAAGGUGGUUGUCAUCUUGUUCCUGUAGGGGACAAAACGUCAUCUGACACAUUCCUACAAUGGAGGAUUUCGUUCACAACCGCAGAAAGAAAACUUAUAUAUUCUCUCACUCAUGUACAAUUUUUAGUGUACGGACUUCUCAAGUACUUCCUCAAACAAAUAUCUGGCAUGUUAGUAAAGUUACUAGGAGAUAUAGAUAUCCUAUCAUCAUAUAUCAUAAAAACCGUUAUAUUCCACGCAGUGGAAAACACACCUGGUUCGUUUUGGCAAGAAAAACAUUCCUUUUUCUGUUUCAUGUUUUGCUUAAACAUUUUGAUAUCCUGCGUGAAGACGGGAUAUUGUCCGAAUUACUUCAUUAAAAGAAACAAUAUGUUUAUCGGCAAAGUUCACGGUGAAAAUCAGGAAAAUCUCCUUCGCUUUCUAGUUGAUCUUCAUGAUAAGAAAUGGGGAUGUCUUUCAGUUGGAACAUUCAUACAGCCAUCCAUAGGAGAAUUUAUCGAAGGAGUGAUGACUGGAGACUGGGAAUAUGUUCUACCUCCUUCAACACAAUCAGAAGGGGAAUGCGACAUGACGGUAUUACAUAAUACAUCAGCGUUUCAUUCCUCUCCGGGAGUUCUUCAUGCGUCCCUGACACUCAUGUCUGAAUCGAAGUCAGAUAUGGAUGAAUUCAUAGGUUAUACCAUAACCUUGAAGGCGGUGUGUCAUACAGGAAUGGAGGCUUUCGAGAAUCACAUUGCAGCGAGAGGAAAUAAAGAGAAGUACAAAUCCCUCAGGAAAUGCAAGAAACUUCUGACACCAUUUGCCUCAAUGUGUACAAGUCCAGGAGGGUUGACUUUGGCAACAUAUUACUACCAGACUGGGAAUUACAGUAAAGCCCUGGAAAUAUGUGGGAACAUGAUUUCGUCAUUCAAAAUUUAUUUUAGUGCCGAUGCAAAGAUUCAUUGCUUAGACAGAUAUGAACAACACUACUGUGGGCGAGGGUUUACUCUACUACAGAAAUGCAAGGAGGUUGGUGUAUCGGAUAUCAUGUUCACACCUGAUAAUCUACAGUUCUGCCCUUCACAAUUACAUAAGGAAAUUAAACAACUUUCUAGUAGAUAUCCUUUGUGUAUCCCUCCACUCCCCUAUGCUGUGUUUCUGUCUUUCCUGUGUUACCACGAACUCGGCGACACCAAGAGACGUGAUACGGUAUUAACUCACCUCCGGGCUGUGAAGUAUGACGAAGCUCAGGGUGGUUGUAAAAAAUGGAUAGUACACAACCUCCUGGGUAUCUGUUAUGAGAUGGUUGGUGACUCUCGGAGGGCACUCAGGGAAUACAGGGACUCUCUUCAUGUAGUAUCGUUUGAUCAAUACGGCAACCCUGCCAAGGAGAGGAUAGAACGUUUGCAUCAGUUAUAGUUAGUCUUCAAGUAACGCUCCAACAACAGCACAUACAGGAACUUAAAAUGUUUUCACCCAGAUAGAAUAAUUAGAAAGCGGAAUAUAACGUAUCAGACAUAUUAUAUGAUAAACAUAGACCGAAGACAUUAAAAAAUAAAACGUCAUAACGAUGUCAAAAAGGAGUCGGAAUGAGCAAGUC